UUUAAAUCUCAUUUUCCACCCCCCUCCCUUCUCCUCGUCGCUCGCCCGGGCUCUGCGGAAGGAAGCGCCCGCACUGCCCCGCGGCCGGAGCGCCCCGCGCCCGCCCCGAGGGGCCCCGCGGAUGUGCGGAUCCCUCCCGCCCUCUCUUUGUCCUCACCCACCUCCCAUCGUAUUUUUAUUUUUAUUUUGAAAUUUCAUUUUUUUCAAGCAGACCUGAGCAUCACCGCGGGCUGGGAGGGUGGGGGGCCCCGCGGCGCUGCCAGACCGACCCCUGCCCAUCGCUCUUAAGGAACUCUCAUGGCUUCACGGCCGCAGACAAGUUGCCGUGCAUCGUGGUGGACUAUCGGAGUUUGCAUCCUGGCAGCCGCGCUCCUACCAGGGCUGCAAGCUCAGAGCGUCUUGGUCAAUGACUCCGUCUCGGGGUUCAUCGGCACGGACGUGGUGCUGCACUGCAGCUUCACCAACCCUCUGCCCAUCGUGAAGAUCACUCAGGUGACGUGGCAGAAGGCCACCAACGGCACCAAGCAGAAUGUGGCCAUCUACAACCCCGCCAUGGGCGUGUCCAUCCUGUCCCCCUACAAGGAGAGGGUGACUUUCCGCAACCCUUCCUUCAAGGAUGGCACCAUCCAGCUGUCCCGGCUGGAGCUGGACGAUGAGGGCGUUUACAUCUGUGAGUUUGCCACCUUCCCCACCGGCAACCGGGAAGGGCAGCUGAACCUCACCGUGCUGGCCAAGCCCACGAACUGGAUGGAGGGCACCAAGAGGCCUCUAAUCGCCAAGUCUGGCAGGACAGAGAAGAUCUUGGUGGCCACCUGCACCUCCUCCAACGGGAAACCCCCCAGCACCGUCACCUGGGACACGAAGCUGAAGGGGGAGGCGGAGUUCCAGGAGAUCCGGAACAGCAACGGCACCAUCACGGUGAUCAGCCGGUACCGGCUGGUGCCGAGCCGCGAGGCGCACCGCCAGCAGCUCAUGUGCGUGGUCAACUACCAGCUGGAGAGGUUCACCGACAGCAUCACCCUCAACGUGCAGUAUGAGCCAGAAGUCACCAUCGAGGGUUUUGAUGGCAACUGGUUCCUGAACCGCAAGGAUGUGAAGCUGAUCUGCAAGUCUGAUGCCAACCCCCCAGCUCACACCUACGAGUGGAAGCUGCCAAACGGGACCCUGCCAGGGAGUGUGGAAAUCCAGAACAACACCAUCUACUUCAAAGGGCCCGUGUCCUACAGCGUGGCUGGCACCUACGUCUGCGAGGCCACCAACGCCAUCGGGACACGCUCGGGCCUGGUGGAGGUCAAUGUCACAGACAAGCCACUACCUCAGAGUGCCCCGGGAGGCAUCAUUGGGAUCGUGGGAGGUGUCAUCGCUGCCGUUUUAAUCAUCGGCGUGGCCGUCACCGUCAUCAUCGUCUACAGGCGGCAGCAGAAAAGCCGCUCCGACACUGACAAUGACCUGAUUGACCUCCCUCCAUCCCACAAACCUGCCCCUCCACCAAAGAGGAAACAGGACAUGAAAAGCCACCUGACUCCAGAAGACAUCCAGGUUGUUCACUUGGACAACAUGAAACACGAGGAGGAGAUCCAGAAGUUCCCUCUGCAGACUCCCUACUACGACAUGGCAGCCCCCGAGCCCUCUCCCUACAGUGACAAGCUGAACUUUGGAAAGUGUCACUCAGAGAUAUCGAAUGCGAGUGAUUACCUGACCCGCUGUUACUCACAUGAAGAUCGAUAUCUGGAGAAGAUCCCUCAUGUCUAUGCCCCCUUGUCAGACCUCCCACAAGAUCUUUAUCCUCACCAUUCCGACAUCUCCUUCUGCUGCCCACCUCCCGGCUCCCGGGCUCCUUACAUCUGUCCUAAGGAACAGUAUGUUUAAAGUGUCAACACUGCAAAAACAAAAAAAUAAUAAUGAAGAAACUCAUGGUUUUCACCUCUCCUGUCGCUCAACAACCAAGGCCUUCCAGCCCUCCCCUCCCUUUGCCAUCGCUCAUGUUAUUGAUUGGGUUUUAAAUCCGGGUGCAAUUGCCAUGAUUAGUUCCAAGUGUCUGCCUGGCUUGCUAACGCUCAAGGGAACACUCUGCCUUCUCCCAUAUCCUCUCCAGCACCUGCAUCUUUCUGUUCUCCUCCUGGCUCUGUGUGUGCAUGUGUCUGUGGGUGACAGCUGCCCUGUGGUGGAUGGGAUGUGCCCAGCCCAGUGUCCGUAGGUUUUUCCCCUGUGUUGAUUCCUGCACCCCUCACACCAGAAUAGCCGGGUGUGCAUCAUCCCCAGCCCUCGCUGCAGCUUCUCUGAGGUUUUACAGCACAGCCAGUGCUCAAAGCUGAGCCUGUGGCUUUUUAUUUCUUUUUUUUUUUUAAUUUUUUUUUUCCCUGCUCCUUUUCCCCCUUGGAAGUGGGGAUAGCAAAUCCCCGUUUGUGAAGAGCUGAAGAGCCAAGAUUGCUGAACCAAAUCAUAAGAUGCUUAUAAUGAAAGAUGCUCAAAACCAACCCAAAAAUAGAGAUCAGGACACGGUUUAGGCGGUUUGUUUCUGUCCUUUUCCCUUCCUGCUCCCACUCCCAAUCUCCUGGAUUGACUCUUUUAAAGGAGACAUAUUUUGGAGUCAACACAUUUGGAGAAAGCAUCCUUUAAAUAACAGGUCUGAUAACCUGAAACCCAAAGGAGAAAAUAAUUAUAAAGGAAAACAUUCUCUCUAAUUUUCCUUCCAAAGCCUAACGUGGCCCCCCACGAGCUUUUCCCCCUUCUCUUCCUCGCAUCUGUUGAUUGGAAUUUUAAAAUUAACUCAGGCAGAAUAUGAAGAACAAAUCAGGAUUUCAGGUAAUCUCCUUGCUCUUAAUGAAGGAUAAAAGCCAAUAGAGGAAUUUGGCCUUUUAACUUUUAUAAAAGCAUCUUAGCUUUGGGACUACACCUCUUUUUGAUAUUGGAAUGUGUGUGGGUGUGUAAAUCCAAACGUGUACAUUCCUGUGACCACAAAGUGUUUUAGAGAAGGGAAUUUAUCGCCACAUCACAUUUGUGUUCACUUGUAUUAGAGGAAAAAAAAUAUAUAAAUAUCGAUACACACUUCAAUGUACAUAAAAGCAAAGAAGAGGAAGAGGAGGACAAGGAAUGAACAUCCUGCCUCAGAGCUUGGUUUCAGGGAUAACUCCCAUCUGUUUCACCCGUGGCAUGGAAGAGGUGAGGCUGGGAUGGUUCUGAACCAGGGGACAAAACUUUGUGGCCAGAGGGCAUUUCCUUGGCUUUGGCUCGGGGAAUUACCUUUGCUUUGCAAACCUGGCGUUCUGCAGGCACUAAAAACCCUCUGGAAAACGUGAGGAUGAUGGAGCUGAGUCCAUGGGAAGGAGAGGUGGCACUACACCCUUGCCCUGCUGCCCAGGCACCCCAAACCUGUCAGUGCUGCUGGGACAGGUGAGCAAUGGAACUCCCAGCAGGUGACAGCUCCUGCCAGGGGACCUGUGACCACACAGGUGUCCCUGCACUGAUUCACCCGUUUGUCUUUGUCCAGCUCUGCCUGUUCCCUGCCCUUGCUGUGUCCCUGUCACCUCCAGCCUCGUCCUGCCUGUCCCUGCUGCACAUCUGGCUCCCUCUGCCUCCCUGCAGGCUGACACACACAUCUGGAUGGGGGAGAGGGGGUUCACACCCCGGGCAGUCAGGCAGCACAGCCAUGGGGGGGAUCACACCACGGGCAUGGAUCCCCAGAAUGGCAAAAAUCACCCCCAGAAUGGCAAAAAUCACCCCCAGCCCUUCCCCAGUGCCCGAGCAGGACAAGGUGUGUGGGGGAAUUGCUGCACCUGCAGAGGUGUUUCCUGCUGGGAGGUGGCCUCACACUCAGUGACAGGUGGGUGCAUCAGCUGAGCCACCUGGGGGUGCCUGGCUGGCUCAGCAGUGGGGGAAGGGGAAUUUUGGAUGCGUUUUUUGGCCAAGCUGGGAUGGGCAGCAGCAGCUCUGCCACGUGCUGGUGCUUGGAGCAGCCUCAUUCCCAAAGGAUCAGGGGAGGAUCAGCAGGACACAGAUUUAGAGGACUCCACACAACUCUUCAACCCCAUCCUGCCAGUCCUGACUGAUGCAAACCUUUCUGGGAUCAUUUGGGGUCACAUUUCCUCCGCCAAUCUCCAGAGGAUCCAACCUGUUGUUCCCUCACACCAAAGGACUCCAGGUCUCUAUCAGAAAAAUGCGUUUUUCUCUCUGGUUUUCUCCCCAAAACACCUUGGGUUACCAUGGAGCUGGAAACUGGGUGUGCUCUGAACUGAAGGCACAGCCACCACAUUCACCCCACGCUGCAUCUGCCAAACCUGCCUUUGCUCCCUCAAUUUGGAAAAGUGAGGAGGUGCUGGAAACCCCACAGGUCUCCGAUGUCCUGGAAUCAACCCAGCACCACUGACCAUGAGGAAGAAGCAAGCAAAAAACCCAUUCCAAGCUUCCCUACCUGCAUGCCUGGAACAGCAGAGCUCUGCCUGCACCAUGGUUUGAUUUGGAGCCUUCACCUGAUGCGGUUUCAGACAGAUCCAGGAAUUUAAAUGAGAAGUGGAAUAUGUUCAGGUCUUCAGAUACAAGAGGAAAGAAGCCAGACAAAAUGAUUGCCUGCCAGAGGAGGCUGGGAACACGUUGCAGGUGGUUUUCUCUGCUGCCCAUGUCUGGGACAAAGAUGCUUUGAUGAGCGAGGGGAAGGCAGGGGAUACAAACCGCAGCAUUACAGAAAAACUCUGCUUGCCUUGUGCGGCUUUGGAUCUCAGCUGCCCACAGAAGUCUGCCACAAAGGGUUUUACUGGGCUUGCAGCAAAGCAAAAAGAUUUCAAUCCUCCCUGAAAAGGUAAAAGGCAGGAGAAGCCUCAGUUCAAAGCAGUGGUUUGAGUUGUGCCAGCACAGGUGUUUAGUCUAGGAAUGUCUUGGUUCUCUCUGCCUCUCCUGAGGAGCUGCUUUGAUCCCAAAACAUGGCAAGAGGGGCUCGCCACACGCCACCAAAUUCCUCUGUGCCCUGGGAAAAGGGGGGAAGCCCUGAAGGACAGCCCUGAAGUAAGAAAUAGUGAGUCCACUGCUUUGGUUUUACAAAUGUGUGCUUGGAAACGGUUCUGAUUCAGGGCUCUUUCCCUAUUGUCACCCAGUGUUUGCCCAAUGGCUUUUCCCAAAUUCCCCUGGGCUAAAUCCUCACUUUGCUCCAGGAUAAGGCUGCCCAAGCCUGGGGGGUGCUGGAUCAGGGCCAGGGGAGGUGUUCUCCUGCAGACGCGGUGCCAACUGACUUUACACGAUCCCUGCCCUGGGGACUGAGCCAUCCAACGGCGCUGUUGGAUCACUGAGCAAGUGCAGCUGGAAACUGGUGGAGUGGGAUCCAGUGGGCUGGGAGGAGCUGGUGUUGUAGGAUAGGGGAUCAUGUAGGUUGGAAAGACCCCUGAGGUGGAGCUGUUCCUCCUGUCACCAGGGUGAAAUGUCACGGGUUCUGUUCCAUGUGUUGGUGGCGCUGAGCUCUUGCAGAUGGAAAAGACUGAUCACAGAACUUCAAUAAA
Messenger RNA from Melozone crissalis (California towhee), 5486 nucleotides. It is a transcript of the gene NECTIN1, whose product is annotated as nectin cell adhesion molecule 1. The coding region runs from base 298 to 1869 and encodes 523 amino acids. The record is from RefSeq and is a predicted model, not a curated record. Gene Ontology annotation, cellular component: adherens junction. The transcript is spliced from 9 exons. NCBI's taxonomy places the organism in Eukaryota, Metazoa, Chordata, Aves, Passeriformes, Passerellidae. Gene Ontology annotation, biological process: protein localization to cell junction; heterophilic cell-cell adhesion; homophilic cell-cell adhesion.